UGCUCUACGGGCUCGGAGGAUUAGGGUUCGUAUUAGGCUGUUGCGGCUUCUUCUUCACUGGUCGUCGUUGCUGCUACACCCACCUGAAGAUCCCUAACCAUGGCCGUUGGGAAGAACAAGAGGAUCUCCAAGGGUAGGAAAGGAGGAAAGAAGAAAGUGGUUGAUCCUUUCUCUAAGAAGGAUUGGUAUGACAUUAAGGCACCCUCAGUCUUCAGCGUAAGGAAUGUCGGGAAAACCCUUGUUUCUAGAACGCAGGGUACCAAGAUAGCCUCUGAAGGGCUGAAGCAUAGGGUUUUUGAGAUCUCUCUUGCUGAUCUUCAAGGUGAUGAGGAUAAUGCUUACAGGAAGAUCCGUCUAAGAGCCGAGGAUGUUCAGGGUAGGAACGUGCUCACUAACUUCUGGGGCAUGGAUUUCACGACGGACAAGCUCAGGUCCUUGGUCAAAAAGUGGCAGACUCUGAUCGAAGCCCACAUUGAUGUCAAAACCACUGACAACUACACGCUCAGGUUGUUCUGCAUUGCUUUCACCAAGAGACGUGCCAACCAGGUCAAGCGUACUUGCUAUGCACAGUCCAGCCAGAUCCGUCAGAUCCGAAGGAAGAUGAGGGAAAUAAUGGCGAAGGAAGCUUCAUCAUGUGACCUCAAGGAGCUUGUUGCAAAGUUCAUUCCGGAGGCAAUUGGCAGAGAGAUCGAGAAAGCAACACAGAGCAUCUACCCGUUGCAAAACGUUUUCAUCCGUAAAGUCAAGAUCCUCAAGGCUCCCAAAUUCGACCUCGGCAAGCUCAUGGAGGUUCACGGCGAUUACUCAGCUGAGGAUGUCGGGGUGAAGGUGGAUAGGCCGACCGAUGAGAUUAUGGCCGAUGAACCAACAGAAGUCAUCGGGGCUUAGAAGAUACGGGACUGCUUUUUCUUAUCUCUCUGCAGGAAUGUAAUGUUUCAUUGUUUUGUCUCGCAAUAGUUUUUUUUUUUUUGGUCCGGAUUUUGGUUAACAGUAACAGAGAUUCUCCAGGACAUUAGCCUCGGUGUGUUUUUAUACACAAGUUCACAUCCUCGUUUUGUUCUGUCUCCGUUAUUCAAA
Messenger RNA from Tarenaya hassleriana, 1077 nucleotides. Its product is annotated as 40S ribosomal protein S3a-1-like. Lineage: Eukaryota; Viridiplantae; Streptophyta; Magnoliopsida; Brassicales; Cleomaceae. Gene Ontology annotation, cellular component: cytosol; ribosome. The transcript is spliced from 7 exons. Gene Ontology annotation, molecular function: structural constituent of ribosome. Gene Ontology annotation, biological process: translation. Bases 100 to 888 code for a protein of 262 amino acids. The record is from RefSeq and is a predicted model, not a curated record.